AUGUCCCAACAACAGCUGGACAAAGAGACACCUUUGCUGCUGUCCCUACAGCAGAAGAAGGCCAGGACACCAUUGCCUUGGUGUCAAUUCUCUAUCAUACUAUUUCUUCAGCUCACAGAAUCACUUACUUCACAAGUUAUCAGCCCCUUCACACCUCAGUUAAUAAGAGAUAUUGGGAUUACAGAUGGCGAUGAAACAAGUGUAGGAUACUAUGUUGGGCUGAUGUACUCCCUAUUCUUUGCUAUGCAAGCACUCACCAUUCUUCAUUGGAGUCAUAUAUCAGACCACAUUGGAUGGAAGCCUGUCAUUUUAACAGGCCUGUUUGGACUGUCUAUCUCAAUGUAUUGUUUUGGUUUAUCCACAACAUUCUCCGGACUCAUGUUAAGGUUCAAUCAUUCAGUUCUUCCUUGA
Molecule: messenger RNA, 411 nt
Organism: Suillus subaureus
Lineage: Eukaryota; Fungi; Basidiomycota; Agaricomycetes; Boletales; Suillaceae
Exons: 3
Coding region: 1-411 (136 amino acids)
Biological process (GO): transmembrane transport
Molecular function (GO): transmembrane transporter activity
Source: RefSeq, a predicted model, not a curated record